Amphiprion ocellaris (clown anemonefish) is the source of this 5887-nucleotide messenger RNA. Its product is annotated as coronin-1C-A. Bases 55 to 3180 code for a protein of 1041 amino acids. NCBI's taxonomy places the organism in Eukaryota, Metazoa, Chordata, Actinopteri, Pomacentridae. Gene Ontology annotation, biological process: actin filament organization; neural crest cell migration. The record is from RefSeq and is a predicted model, not a curated record. Gene Ontology annotation, molecular function: actin filament binding. The transcript is spliced from 11 exons.
AGAGCACACGAGCCGCUGAAUCAAACCAAGCCAGAGGAAAAGAAGACUGGGCUGAUGCUUCAAGCCUCCUCAAAGACCAAGAUGGAGAAUCAGGUUGAGGAAACUUUCCCAAAGGAGGAGAACCUAGCUGAAAACUCAGAUGUCUCUGUGAUGUUGAAGAACAGCAAAUGUGGAGCUCAUGCAGAAAGUAAGUCGCUGCUUGUCCUGAAAGAAGCCGUGAUUGCUGAAGUUGGGAAUAAGGAUAUUGAGCUUUGUGCAGAAACAGUGGGCUGUUUGAGUGAGAGGAAGGAACCGCCUCCAGCUCAACACCAACAUCCUUUGAAAAACAGCCUGCAGAAAGAGUCUUUAUUAGACAUGAGUGAUACCAUUCACUCCAAAAGUAAAAGACCUCCAAAAGAGAGAGUGGAGAAUAAUACAAAAGAAGAAACGCUAACAUAUGGGCCAAUGCCAGUUUUGAAUGAUUCCUCUUCAGCAAGGUUUACUGACACUGAUGACCAAGGAGAUCCAGAAGUGGACACAAGCGAAAAAAAUGCAAAUCAAACCACGUCCGAUGAUUCAGCAUCAAAUCCAGUCUUAGACAAUGAGCCCAGCUCUAUUUUGGAGAAGCUCCUGAAGAGAAACAAAGUAAAUGCAACCUUGUCUCUUUCUAAAAUAAAGGAGGUCGACACUGGCAACAAGGAAGCCAUAGAUGUUCCUGUGAAGAAGGGUACAAAGAGGAUCCUUGACAGCACAACAACAGAGAUAUCCAGUGACCGGACUGAUCAGUCAGAACAUGACAAGAAGGAGACUUUACCCUCCUCUGCAGAUUCUAAAAACAAGCAACCACAAUCAAACCUUGCAAAGACAGAUAGGCGCAGUAAGGACCAGGACAUGAAGCAUACAGCCACUGCUUCCAGUGCGACCUCAGAUUCACUUUGCUCUCAGACGGGAGUGACUGGGGACACUAUGUGUGACAGCUCACUCACAAAAUCACAUAAUUCCAAAGCUGAGAACAUAAACUCAACAGAUGCUUCAGUCAAGGAGGACACAGAGAUGAAGCCAAAUAAAGGCCCCUCUAACAGUGUGCACUCUGACAAGUUACAAUCAGCUGUUUCACAUGAAACAACAUCAUGUGAUGUGAGUCGUGUGAUCUCUGAGGAAUCUGCACCUUCUGAUCCAAAGCCUCCAACUACAAAAAGUGAUGGGAAGAUCGCUGACUCAGGCCAUUGUCUCACUGCUGAGGAGACAGACAGCAGUAAAGUAAAAACACCGCCACAGAAUGAGGAUGACAGGGAGAGUAAAACUGAUUCACAGCUAUCUGGUUCUGAGAAGGCAGAUGCUCAGUCGGCAAAGAAAAAGAAAGUCAAAGAGUCCCCUAAGGAUGCUGCUGCACCAGCUGUGGAUGCUGGCUCUGUUGUGGCCGCAGGUGGGACAGUUACCUCAGACGAAGGCCGAAAGGUCUCAGUCAGCGUGAAGCAGGAUCUUGGUGUGACACUUAACUCGGAAACCGACAAGAAACCUGGCAAAGAGAGAGAUGACACUGUCUCAAUGAGAGACAAAUCCCAGAGCUCUCCCAAAUCUAGGCCUGUCUCAGAACUCAUAAAGGAGACAAUUCAGCUGCAUGAAAAGCUGCAGCAACAGGACCGGCCCAAACCAGUUGAAGUCAAGUGUGAUGAGCAGGGUCAGUCUGUGAAGGUGGCACAGAUGAAGGCAGCCUUUGACUCACCUCAGAAAACUCCAGACAAGGCAGUCGAGAGGAAGCCAUCGAUGAGAAAAGAUAUGAAACGAGUUGUACGGCAGAGCAAAUUCCGUCACGUCUUUGGCCAGGUGGUGAAGAAUGACCAAUGCUACGAUGAUAUCCGGGUUUCAAGGGUCACAUGGGACAGCGCCUUCUGUGCAGUCAAUCCCAAGUUUGUUGCCAUAAUUAUUGAGGCCAGCGGUGGUGGAGCUUUCCUCGUUCUCCCUCUUCACAAGACGGGACGCAUUGACAAAUCCUACCCCACAGUGUGUGGGCACACAGGCCCGGUGUUAGACAUCGACUGGUGCCCUCACAAUGACCAGGUCAUUGCCAGUGGGUCUGAGGACUGCACAGUGAUGGUAUGGCAGAUUCCUGAGAAUGGCCUUGUCACUUCCAUGUCUGAGCCAGUGGUGGUACUGGAGGGCCACUCCAAGCGCGUUGGCAUCAUCACAUGGCAUCCAACAGCACGCAAUGUUCUUCUCAGUGCAGGUUGUGACAACCAGAUUAUCAUCUGGAACGUGGGCACAGGUGAAGCCAUGAUCAGCUUAGAGGACAUGCAUCCUGAUGUCAUUUACAACGUGAGCUGGAACCGCAAUGGUAGCCUUAUCUGCACCUCCUGCAAGGACAAGUCCAUCCGUGUCAUUGACCCACGCAAGGAGGCGAUUGUUGCUGAGAAGGAAAAGGCACACGAGGGCGCUCGACCCAUGAGGGCCAUCUUUCUUGCUGAUGGCAACGUCCUCACCACCGGUUUCAGUCGCAUGAGUGAGAGGCAGCUGGCUCUCUGGAACAUACAAAACAUGGAGGAGCCCAUGACCGUUAAUGAGAUGGACACCAGCAACGGAGUGCUUUUGCCCUUCUACGACCCAGACACCAACAUUGUUUACCUCUGUGGGAAGGGUGACAGCAGCAUCCGUUACUUUGAAAUCACAGAUGAGGCUCCCUAUGUUCACUUCCUCAAUACCUUUUCCAGCAAGGAGCCCCAGAGGGGCAUGGGCUACAUGGCCAAGAGGGGCCUUGAUGUCAAUAAGUGCGAAAUUGCAAGGUUCUAUAAACUUCAUGAAAGGAAGUGCGAGCCAAUUGUGAUGACUGUACCUAGAAAGUCUGACCUGUUCCAGGAAGACCUGUACCCCAACACAGCUGGACCAGACCCUGCCCUGGAGGCUGAGGAGUGGUUUGAGGGCAAGAAUGGAGACCCCAUCCUCAUCUCCCUCAAGGAUGGCUAUGUUCCGCUCAAGAACCGUGAAUUCAAGGUGGUCAAAAAGAACAUUUUGGACCACAAGGUCACCAAGAACACAGAGAACUCGUCUCCUGCCAACAAGCCUGCCUCCGAAACUCCAUCAAUUAAAUCUGAAGCCAACCUGGGGGAGAUCUUGAAAGAAGUCAAAUCCCUCAAGGACCUGGUCAGCAGUCAGGAGAAGCGAAUCAUCAAACUUGAAGAGCAAAUUUCCAAAAUAGCAAUUUAAGGACCCUUUGCCGAACCCGCUACAAUUCAGGACGUUCCAUUGGCUGGGGGGUGGGCGGGAACAGUCACUGCCUAUCUCAAUGACAGUGUUUCGUCUGAGUCCUGCCUAGCAAUGAUCCCUAGCAACAUUCCAGAUGAACUUUUUCUUAGCUGGCCCCCUACCCUCAGUUUAACACAGGUGGAAUAAGGACAUGUGGCAAAUUUAGCAGAAAAUACUCUUGCUUUGGGUGACAAAGGACUCAAUUCCUUUUAUUCUGUGGCAGUCUUUUUUUUAAUUUUGUCUACUUGUAUGAAAAGGUCUUACAUAAUUCUUUCAUUUUAGAACAAUGACCAAGAAAACUCCAGUGUCUGCAUACCCCAUUUACUAUUGUAUAUCAAUAUAUUUUUUAAGUAAGUAUCAGUGUUUCAUGUUAGAAUUCCCUAAAAUUAUAAUGUUGCCAAAUCUGGACUUUUGUUUACACCUCCUUCACAGUAUUGUUUUUCUCUUUGUGGGAAUAUUCAAAAUGCAAACAGUGAAACUCAGUGCAGUAGACUGGUUAUGUGAGGAGGACAAUAAUCUCAUCAAUUAUUCACUAUGAAAUUAUAUUAACAAAAUUGGAUUAUUACUAUCGGAAGACUGACAUUUCUAAUUCUGUAGUUAAAAGUGAAUACAUUCCAGUUUGCCACAGUCUACACCAAGCAAUCAGACACUAUAAAUGACACUUCUUGCUGUCUGUCUUGAAGCUGCACAAAUUAGUGCCUGCUUUUUGCUCUUUUUUUUUUUUUUUUUUUGCAUUUCUGUUGAUUUGUGUCACUCUGACUGUGGACAUAUAGUCCAUCUAAACAUGCAUUCCUUUCUGCUUUGCUUCAUUAACAUGCACUCUGCACUUGUUGAAGAAAAUGACAAACACAUUCCACAAAUCUCAUUGACUCGUAAUAUGAGGACAAAAAAUUCCAGGUUCCUCUUUCUGUAAACGCUCUACUGUAGUGACUCAGUUACACUGGUUGGUUGUUCUUGUGAUAUUUUAUGUGCUGCCAAUGGAAAGACCAACUUUUAUCCUUUCUGCAGAACUCUGUUUUUGUGAGAGGUUCAGUCACCAACCUCAGUGUUUGUUGUCUGUGGGUCAACGCACAGGUGUAGUCAAGUGUAGUGGGAUUAUUUCUUGUCGCUGUUCUUUUGCAUUAUGUGACAUCUCACAUCUGGAUUUUCUGUACAAACAAAACAGGAAUAAUAUGAAAUGACACCAAAUAAUCACACAUUGACUUGACUAUUUAAAACCAGCUGGUGACAAAGCUGGAGAUUGCUACAGAAACUGUUCAUGAUAGACCUCAAAGGCCUAAGAUUGUGUGAAUAUGUGCCUCAUGUCUUGGCCUUUUGGGUGCUCGUCACUAUGGAUGUUCCUGCUUUGUUUCUUAUUCAGGGGGUUAUGAAAUGGACUCACUGUAGAGGGUCCAAGACUUGCCUCUAAUUUGAAAGAAUUGAGUUGUUGCGUUUUCACUUUGCAGUUAAUUUUAGCCCAUUUCUUGUUCCAGAUGUGCUUACAUCCCUCUUAGCACUUCCACGUCUCGGUCCUUCUAAUGGUUGUUUUUCAGAUGCCCCAAUUCAACAUAGCCAAUACAAAUACAAGGAACAAUUGAAUUGUCCAAUCUGAGUUGUUUUGCUCCAAUGAAAGUUCUAUUUUUUUUAUGUUUUAGAUGCGUUUCCCAGUGGGAAGCUGAGACGGGUAAUGGUUCAGUCUGUUGUUUGCCUUCAAUAAUUGUUACCACUGUAAAGACCUGAAAGUGCCAUAGAGGUGACCCCGGAAGUGUUUGUAGGGAGACUGUUCUGUGCGUAGUUUUGUGUAGUAAACGGAAGAAAUGAGAGGUGCCUGGCUUUAAAACCACUCUGAGGUGCUAUUCUUAAUAGAAACAAUAUGUUUGAAGAAUCCCGUUCCUGAAGUACCGCAUGUCACCGAACCGGAAGGCAUGAAGUCCUGCCAGCCCAUCCCACAAUACACCAGGCAGCAUUUCUCGUCGGGGUUUAUUCCAAGCUUUGUGGCCCUGACAUUUUGAAAUUUUCCACCUCGGUACGGGUAUCAAAACAUCUUUAAAAAGAUGUCAAACCAAGAAUCUGUCGACUGAGUUCACAGCGAGUCGUCUUGGCUUCAAGAUACAAUCAGAGCUGUGAGUCGUAGAAUAUCAGUGAGGAAAUGUGCGGAGUGUGACAGACAUUAUACUGCCCUGUCUUGUAUAUCAGACUGCCACUCUGGAUUCUUUAUAGCACUGUCAGCACAAGAGCAUGGUUUUGAGGAGUAGUAGUUAAUAGUGAUCCAAAGGGACUCUGUAGGUUGGAGAAAUGUGCAGUUGAAAGAUAGAUGUAUGUUUGUAAUUAAGGUCUAGAAAAUGAGUGAAAGCUGUGUAAAUAACAUGACCAUAUAUCUGUGUUUUUUGGGGUUUUUUUUUUCAUUUUUUUGUUUUGUGGUUGUGCUGAAGAGGGUAUUUGUAUGGGAGGAGGGUUUUAAAUGUUUCCCCUUGUUUGUGUUCCUUGCACCUUGCCAUAAUGCAUCAUGAGAAAAGCAGAACCUCUGUUACACUGGAGGUCAUUCAAAAAUCAAGAAAGCUAAUCAGACGAAAACAAAGCAGGAUGGAAAGCCUCAUGUGGAGGUCUGCUCAGCAUUUUUGUUCAUUAUUCUUGCUUCAAGUAUCAAACAUUGAUUAUAAGAAAAAUUAAUAAAGAAUUUUUAAAAUGG